AAGUUUUGACACAGUGUUCUCUGUCGGGUGGAAAAUCCCUCUCUCUCUCUCCAGGCUCUGCUCAUCUAACCAUCUGUCACUUUCUAUGUUUUUUACAGAACAAGCAAACUGAAGAAAACCCACCUAUAAGGCUAUAACCUUAAAACCCCCCACAAGCACUAGUUUUCUUCUCUUGCAGAUAAUAUUCAAGAGACAGUGAAUCAUGUCAACAACACUAACAAGCAACCAGAACAGAAAAUGAGACUCAAAAUUUAGUCUAUAAGGAAAAAAACGCAACAAAGAAAAAGGUCCCCCGAAAAAAAAAAAAACACUAUUAGCAAAGAGUUAAAACAAAAAAAAAAAGAAGGAAAAGGUAGUAGUAGGAACAUGAAAAGGCAGGUAGAGUCAAGAGUGGGAUAAUAAAGAGAGAGUAAUAGAGAAAGAGAGAGGGUGAGUUUUUUUGGGAGGUGGGUUUGUUUGAUAAAAGUUAAUAAGGGAAUUUUGCAAAUGUCACAAGAUUCUGAGGAGAUAAAGACGAUUGAGCAGUGGAGAUGGUCCGAAAUGCAAGGUCUUGAGCUUGUCUCCUCUGCUCCUCCUGACCCUUUUAAAUCCAACACACCAACACCAACACUAACACCAACACACCCACACAUAGAGCCUCAAGCAUUAGGACAAGAAGCAUCAUCAGUAGCAGCAGCAGCAGCUCAGCAGACAAAAGGAAUGGAGAGCUCUGAGCCCAAGAAGGAUUCAAGUGGUGGUAGUAGUAGUGGAGAGAAGCCUGAGGCUGUACCUAGUGUUGGGUUUAAGGAACUCUUCAGGUUUGCUGAUGGGUUGGAUUACAUUCUUAUGGCAAUUGGGUCUGUUGGAGCUGUAGUACAUGGUUGCUCUUUGCCAGUGUUUCUCAGGUUCUUUGCGGAUCUUGUCAAUUCUUUCGGGUCCAAUGCCAAUAACAUGGACAAGAUGAUGCAGGAAGUUCUCAAGUAUGCAUUGUAUUUUCUUGUAGUGGGUGCUGCAAUAUGGGCAUCUUCUUGGGCAGAGAUAUCAUGUUGGAUGUGGACUGGAGAGAGGCAAUCGACGAAGAUGAGAAUCAAGUACUUAGAGGCCGCUUUGAACCAAGACAUUCAGUUCUUUGACACAGAGGUUCGGACCUCAGACGUGGUUUUUGCCAUUAACAGUGAUGCAGUGAUGGUCCAAGACGCCAUUAGUGAGAAGUUCGGGAAUUUUAUCCACUAUAUGGCAACAUUUGUGUCUGGAUUUGUGGUGGGUUUCACUGCUGUUUGGCAAUUGGGUUUGGUCACUCUUGCUGUGGUGCCACUCAUAGCUGUAAUUGGUGGUAUCCACACCACCACAUUAGCCAAGCUCUCUGGUAAAAGCCAGGAAGCUCUGUCACAGGCAGGAAACAUAGUAGAACAGACAAUUGUUCAAAUUCGGGUUGUUUUUGCAUUUGUUGGGGAAUCCAGAGCGUUACAAAGCUACUCGUCUGCGCUAAGGGUUGCGCAAAGGCUCGGUUACAAGAGUGGAUUUGCAAAGGGAUUGGGAUUGGGUGCAACUUACUUUGUUGUUUUCUGCUGCUAUGCGCUUUUGCUCUGGUAUGGCGGUUAUCUUGUUAGGCACCACUAUACCAAUGGAGGACUUGCCAUUGCCACCAUGUUUGCUGUUAUGAUUGGUGGACUGGCUUUGGGCCAGUCUGCACCAAGCAUGGCUGCAUUUGUAAAGGCUAAAGUUGCUGCUGCAAAAAUUUAUCGCAUAAUUGAUCAUAAACCAAGUGUAGACCGAAACAGUGAGUCGGGUUUGGAAUUAGAGUCAGUUACAGGUCUGGUGGAGCUGAAAAAUGUGGAUUUCUCCUACCCAUCUAGGCCAGAUGUUCUGGUCCUUAAUAAUUUCUCCCUAAAUGUCCCAGCUGGCAAGACCAUAGCAUUGGUUGGCAGUAGUGGCUCUGGUAAGAGCACUGUGGUGUCCCUUAUUGAGAGAUUCUACGAUCCCACCUCAGGACAAGUUCUGCUGGACGGUCAUGACAUAAAGACUCUAAAGCUGAGGUGGUUGAGGCAGCAAAUAGGGCUUGUAAGCCAAGAGCCGGCUCUGUUUGCUACCACCAUUAAGGAAAACAUACUCUUGGGUAGGCCUGAUGCAAAUCAAGUUGAGAUUGAAGAGGCUGCAAGAGUUGCUAAUGCCCAUUCAUUCAUAAUCAAGCUUCCUGAACUCUUUGAGACUCAGGUAGGAGAAAGAGGAUUGCAGCUCUCAGGGGGACAGAAGCAGAGGAUAGCUAUAGCUAGGGCAAUGCUGAAAAACCCAGCUAUUCUGCUUUUAGACGAAGCAACAAGUGCAUUGGACUCAGAGUCAGAAAAGCUGGUGCAGGAGGCCCUUGACCGGUUCAUGAUUGGAAGAACGACUCUUGUCAUUGCCCAUCGCCUCUCCACCAUUCGCAAGGCUGACCUUGUUGCUGUACUCCAGCAGGGUAGUGUCUCUGAAAUUGGAACUCAUGAUGAGCUCUUUGCCAAAGGAGAAAAUGGUGUCUAUGCCAAGCUCAUUCGAAUGCAGGAAAUGGCCCAUGAAACUGCUCUCAACAAUGCAAGAAAGAGUAGCGCAAGGCCUUCUAGUGCCAGGAACUCAGUAAGCUCACCUAUAAUUGCCCGAAAUUCUUCCUAUGGCCGGUCACCAUACUCACGUAGACUAUCUGACUUCUCAACGUCUGAUUUUAGUCUCUCCCUAGAUGCCUCACACCCCAACUACCGGUUAGAAAAGCUUGCAUUCAAGGAGCAAGCCAGUUCUUUCUGGCGCCUUGCCAAAAUGAAUUCACCAGAAUGGGUGUAUGCUUUAGUUGGCUCUAUAGGCUCUGUUGUUUGCGGCUCACUUAGUGCCUUCUUUGCAUAUGUUCUAAGCGCUGUCCUCAGCGUCUACUACAAUCAAAAUCAUGCUUUCAUGAUCAGAGAAAUUGAGAAAUACUGCUAUCUGUUAAUUGGGCUUUCAUCGGCUGCACUUCUCUUCAACACACUACAGCAUUUCUUCUGGGAUAUAGUGGGAGAAAAUCUCACGAAACGGGUAAGGGAGAAAAUGCUGUCUGCUGUACUCAAAAAUGAAUUGGCAUGGUUUGAUCAGGAGGAAAAUGAGAGUGCUAGGAUUGCAGCUAGGCUGGCUCUUGAUGCCAAUAAUGUGAGAUCAGCAAUUGGAGACCGGAUUUCAGUGAUUGUGCAGAACACAGCACUCAUGCUGGUUGCCUGCACUGCGGGGUUUGUUUUGCAGUGGCGCCUUGCCCUUGUCCUCAUAGCUGUCUUCCCUGUUGUUGUUGCAGCCACUGUUUUGCAGAAAAUGUUCAUGACUGGUUUCUCUGGAGACCUAGAAGCUGCCCAUGCCAAGGCCACACAACUAGCAGGGGAGGCCAUAGCCAAUGUAAGGACUGUUGCUGCCUUCAAUUCAGAGGCAAAAAUUGUUAAUCUUUUCUCCACCAGCCUCCGGACUCCACUACGACGAUGCUUUUGGAAAGGGCAGAUUUCUGGAAGUGGAUUUGGGAUUGCUCAGUUUGCACUAUAUGCUUCAUAUGCCCUAGGACUCUGGUAUGCUUCCUGGCUUGUCAAGCACGGGAUAUCCGAUUUCUCAAAGACAAUCCGAGUUUUCAUGGUCCUCAUGGUAUCCGCCAAUGGUGCAGCUGAAACUCUAACCUUGGCUCCUGACUUCAUUAAGGGUGGUCGGGCCAUGCGGUCAGUCUUUGAUCUCCUUGACCGUAGAACUGAAAUUGAGCCUGAUGAUCAAGAUGCCACCCCAGUUCCAGACCGCCUUCGUGGAGAAGUUGAAUUAAAGCAUGUAGACUUCUCUUAUCCCACUCGUCCUGAUGUGCCAAUUUUCCGUGACCUCACUCUCCGUGCCCGAGCAGGGAAAACUCUUGCACUAGUGGGUCCUAGUGGAUGUGGUAAGAGCUCGGUCAUUGCACUUAUACAGCGAUUCUAUGAUCCAACAUCUGGACGGGUUAUGAUUGAUGGAAAGGACAUUCGAAAAUACAAUCUAAAGUCCUUAAGACGACACAUUGCAUUCGUUCCUCAAGAGCCAUGCCUCUUUGCUACUACCAUUUCUGAAAACAUUGCUUAUGGGCAUGAGUCAGCAACUGAGGCUGAGAUCAUUGAAGCUGCAACUCUGGCCAAUGCACACAAGUUCAUAUCUGGAUUGCCAGAUGGAUACAAAACAUUUGUCGGGGAAAGAGGAGUUCAACUUUCUGGGGGACAGAAGCAGAGAAUUGCAAUUGCUCGGGCAUUUGUGAGGAAAGCAGAACUUAUGCUGCUGGAUGAGGCAACAAGCGCACUUGAUGCCGAGUCUGAGAGAUCUGUCCAAGAGGCUCUAGAGCGUGCUUGCUCAGGAAAAACAACUAUUGUUGUUGCACAUAGGCUUUCAACUAUUAGGAAUGCACAUGUCAUUGCUGUGAUUGAUGAUGGGAAAGUGGCAGAACAAGGUUCACACUCUCAACUGCUCAAAAAUCACCCUGAUGGGUGCUAUGCACGCAUGAUACAGUUACAAAGAUUCAGUCACAGCCAAGUCAUUGGAAUGGCAUCAGGUUCAACAUCUUCAGCAAGACCCAGAGAAGAUGAGGAGAAGGAAGCUUAGUGUAAGUGAAGAAAGAAAAUGAAUACGACUAAAAGAGGAGUAUAUUCAAUGUACCCCUUGUGAUUUUUUGGGUUUUAUUUUGGUUUAUCUGUUUUGGUAUAGUAUAGUAUGUGUAUUAUCUAUAUAACUAUAUAUUUUUUUCCUUUACCAAUAUAUGUCCUUGUCUUAA
Quercus lobata is the source of this 4738-nucleotide messenger RNA. It is a transcript of the gene ABCB1, whose product is annotated as ATP binding cassette subfamily B1. Gene Ontology annotation, molecular function: ATP hydrolysis activity; ABC-type oligopeptide transporter activity; ATP binding. The transcript has 10 exons. The record is from RefSeq and is a predicted model, not a curated record. NCBI's taxonomy places the organism in Eukaryota, Viridiplantae, Streptophyta, Magnoliopsida, Fagales, Fagaceae. Bases 487 to 4569 code for a protein of 1360 amino acids. Gene Ontology annotation, cellular component: mitochondrial inner membrane. Gene Ontology annotation, biological process: oligopeptide export from mitochondrion.